Pyricularia oryzae 70-15 is the source of this 624-nucleotide messenger RNA. RefSeq lists its product as uncharacterized. NCBI's taxonomy places the organism in Eukaryota, Fungi, Ascomycota, Sordariomycetes, Magnaporthales, Pyriculariaceae. The transcript has 3 exons. Bases 1 to 624 code for a protein of 207 amino acids. Gene Ontology annotation, cellular component: nucleus; cytoplasm; TRAPP complex. The record is from RefSeq and is a predicted model, not a curated record. Gene Ontology annotation, biological process: endoplasmic reticulum to Golgi vesicle-mediated transport.
AUGGCCACAUCAAUCCCCUCAAUAGCAUGCCUCGGCGUCAUAGGCAGAAAUAACAACCCGCUUCACAUUUCCAUAUUCCCCUCCCACGACCCGACGACAAACACCCUGACGCCGGCCCGCACGCCGCUGCAAUUCAGCCUCCUGCUCUCGUCGACGCUCGACGUGUUUGACCUGCGCGCCCGCCACCACACGGCCGGCGGGACGGGCCUGAGCGGCGACUUUGGUCUGCUGCACGCCGUGGACGAGCGUCUGGCCGCGUACGGCUUCGAGACCAACACGGGCGUGCGCUUCAUCGUGGUCGUCGACAUGCGCGGCCGCCGCAUUGACGCCAGCGUUGUCGGCGGUCUCGGUGCGGGUGGUGCCGGCGCCACGGGUGGCGAUGCGAAAUCGGGCGCCGCGGCCAAGGCUGCCGCUGCCGCUGUUGGGCUGAGGGAUGGCGAGAUGAAGCCUGUCUUCCGUGCCAUGCAAACUGCCUAUAUUCGGCUACUCCAGAACCCCUUCUACGAACCAGAUGAGCAUUCUCCCCCUGGAGGUCGGGGCGGGAAAAAGAUAACAAGUCGCCGGUUCGCGGCCGACAUGAGACGAAUUGGGGAGGCAUGGACCCCCGGAGUUACCAGCCUUUGA